AGAAAGAAGACUGGCGAGUGCGAGGAGGGCUGGCUGGCGCGAUCCGGAGGCCGAGCCGAUGGAGGAACAAUGCAGCCUCCCGAAGCUCCGGCGGGGCUGAGCGCGGGGCUGCGCGCCCGGAGCCGCGGCCGCCGUCCUGCCGGCCCCAGGCCCGCCGCCCGCGCCCGGGGCCGCUGCCACCUCGCACUUUGACACGAAUGAGAAAGUUGCUCUUCGUUCUCCUAACGUGUGCUGCCAGUGGAUUUCAGCUCUGCGUGGCUCCAGGCAAGAUGACACUUUCCAGAUCCCCCGCGUUGAGCAACUAAUAUAUUAUGCAUCAUUGGGUAAUAAACUCUCCCGGGAAGAGAGAGGCCACGCCGCCCGCGAACCUCACCAGCUCUCCGGCGACUCCGGCCCGCCUCGCGCACAACGCCUUGAUAUAGACCCACUGCUAACUGGAUUUGAUUUAUAAGAGGGAAAUCUACAGUCAAUGGCCACUUUUACCACACUGCAACUAUGGGAAACAGAAUGGUCAAUAGGAUAUGGUCUGAUAAAUAGUGAUGAUUGAAGAUGCUGCUUCUAUACAUGGGGAAUCAAUGAGAGCUACUUGCUGCCAGAAGAAAAUUCUGAGAUUUUCUUGACAAGUGUACCUUUGAGAAGUCGGAGGCGGAUUCUACCCGUAUACAGUCUUUCUCAAGUGGAUAUAAACACAUUGGCGUCACUGUAACUAGACAACCAGACAACUGAUGUGGUAUCAUGGCACUGCUCAGAUGCAUGUGGCCAAAUUAUGUUUGGAGAGCCAUGAUGGCAUGCUUGGUACACAGGGGAUUGGGGGCUUCCUUGACUCUUUGUCUUCUGGGCUGUUGGCUUCAGACUGCACAUGUGCUGUCACAAAAACUGGAUGAUGUAGAUCCACUGGUGACAACCAACUUUGGAAAGAUAAGAGGAAUUAAGAAAGAACUCAAUAAUGAAAUUUUGGGGCCUGUUAUUCAGUUUCUUGGGGUUCCAUAUGCAGCCCCGCCAACAGGAGAACAUCGUUUUCAACCUCCAGAACCGCCAUCUCCCUGGUCAGAUAUCAGGAAUGCCACUCAGUUUGCUCCCGUGUGUCCUCAGAAUAUCAUCGAUGGCAGAUUGCCGGAAGUCAUGCUCCCUGUAUGGUUUACCAAUAACUUGGAUGUGGUUUCAUCUUACGUACAAGACCAGAGUGAAGAUUGCCUCUACUUGAAUAUAUAUGUCCCGACUGAGGAUGAUAUUCGGGACAGUGGGGGUCCGAAGCCAGUGAUGGUGUAUAUCCAUGGAGGCUCAUAUAUGGAAGGUACUGGAAACUUAUACGAUGGGAGUGUCUUGGCAAGCUAUGGCAAUGUGAUUGUCAUCACAGUCAACUACCGACUUGGGGUACUUGGUAAGGAAUCUUCUUUUUCUCUCUUAUCACUAGUCGUUUAAAUAUGUGAUAGUUCUCUUUUGACUUUGGUGUUGCUUGGCUUUAACUCUUGUGCUAUGCUCCAUGACUUUUGGGAAUUGAACUGUUUGAUGGUUCCAAGGAGUUUUAUAAAUGCUCACGCAUCAUGUAUGGACCACCAGGGAAGAUUUUCAACUGUGAAACUGACAGGUAAUGUAACAAUUGGCAUUGUUGCAGAAAUAACUUCCUGUAUUUGCUAAACAGAUCCAAGAAAGGCCUUACUAAAACGUCUCUGGACA
Molecule: messenger RNA, 1677 nt
Organism: Perognathus longimembris pacificus (Pacific pocket mouse)
Lineage: Eukaryota; Metazoa; Chordata; Mammalia; Rodentia; Heteromyidae
Product: neuroligin-1-like
Exons: 3
Coding region: 736-1422 (228 amino acids)
Biological process (GO): presynaptic membrane assembly; postsynaptic membrane assembly; chemical synaptic transmission
Cellular component (GO): cell surface; postsynaptic specialization membrane; synapse
Molecular function (GO): neurexin family protein binding; signaling receptor activity
Source: RefSeq, a predicted model, not a curated record